GAGAAGGAGGGAGGGGGACGCACGCGGACGGAAAGUAGGGAAAGAGGUGCAGGCAGGCGGGUGGCGCUGUGGCCCGGGGGCCGCGGGAACCCGGCGAGAUCGAGCUGGGCGGCGGCGCCGGCCGAGAGGAGCUGAGGGCGGAGGCGCGGGGAGCGCGUUUGGGGCGCCGCGGUGGGGAGGGUGGCGGCCGCCGGUGCGCGCGGGGUGCCGUGUGUGCGCGCUCCCCCGCUCAGGGAGAAAGAUGGCCCAGAAGGGAAAGUUGGGGUGACGCGCGCAGCCCCGGGAGGCUCGGCGGGGGGCGCCGCGCCGAGCCCGACGGAGCGGCGGCCGGAGAGGCCGAGGGGCGCGCGGUCCGGGCGCCGCCGCCACCGCCGAGGCGUCCGCCCCCUCACUGCAGGUGGCCGCGGCGACGCUGGGGCCGGGCGGCCGGGGGCGCGGGCGGGCGCGCAGGGGAGCCCGGCAGAGGGAUGGGCUGCGCCCCCAGCAUCCACGUCUCGCAGAGCGGCGUGAUCUACUGCCGGGACUCGGAGGAGUCCAACUCGCCCCGCCAGACCACCAGCGUGUCGCAGGGCCCCGCGGCCCCCCUUCACGGCCUCUUCGUCCAGACCGACGCCGCCGACGCCAUUCCCCCCAGCUGCGCGUCCGGGCCCCCCGGCGCCGCCCGCGUCCGCAGGGCCCGCGGCGAGCUGGGCAGCGGCAGCAGCGGGGGCUCCGCAGCCCCCGCCGUGACCACCUGCAGGGGCCGGAGACGCCACUGCUGCAGCAGCGCGGAGGCCGAGACCCAGACCAGCUACACAAGCGUCAAGCAGGUCUCUUCAGCAGAGGUACGCAUCGGGCCCAUGAGACUGACCCAGGAUCCUAUCCAGGUUUUACUUAUCUUUGCCAAGGAAGAUCGUCAGAGUGAUGGCUUCUGGUGGGCCUGCGACAGAGCCGGGUAUAGAUGCAACAUUGCUCGGACUCCGGAGUCAGCCCUGGAAUGCUUCCUCGAUAAGCAUCAUGAAAUCAUUGUCAUCGAUCACAGACAAACUCGAAACUUUGAUGCGGAGGCGGUGUGCAGGUCAAUCCGGGCCACAAAUCCUUCGGAACACACGGUGAUCCUGGCGGUGGUUUCACAAACAUGCAGUGACCACGAAGAGGCCUCAGUCCUCCCUCUGCUGCACGCGGGCUUCAACAGGAGAUUUAUGGAGAAUAGCAGCAUAAUUGCUUGCUAUAAUGAACUGAUUCAAAUAGAACAUGGGGAAGUUCGCUCACAGUUCAAGCUAAGGGCCUGUAAUUCAGUGUUUACAGCAUUAGACCACUGUCAUGAAGCCAUAGAGAUCACAAGCGAUGACCAUGUGAUUCAGUAUGUCAACCCAGCCUUCGAAAGGAUGAUGGGCUACCACAAAGGCGAGCUCCUGGGCAAAGAACUCGCUGAGCUGCCCAAAAGCGACAAGAACCGCGCAGACCUCCUCGAAACCAUCAACACCUGCAUCAAGAAGGGCAAGGAGUGGCAGGGCGUUUACUAUGCCAGACGGAAAUCGGGUGACAGCAUCCAACAGCAUGUGAAGAUCACGCCAGUGAUUGGCCAAGGAGGGAAAAUUAGGCAUUUUGUCUCCCUCAAGAAACUGUGUUGUACUACUGACAAUAAUAAGCAGAUUCACAAGGCUCAUCGUGAUUCAGGAGACAAUUCUCAGACAGAGUCUCAUUCAUUCAGAUACAAGAACAAGAGGAAAGAAUCCAUUGACGUGAAAUCAAUAUCAUCUCGAGGCAGUGAUGCACCAAGCCUACAGAACCGUCGCUACCCAUCCAUGGCAAGGAUCCAUUCCAUGACUAUUGAGGCUCCCAUCACGAAGGUUAUAAAUAUCAUCAAUGCAGCCCAAGAAAACAGUCCCGUCACAGUAGCAGAAGCUUUGGACAGAGUUUUAGAAAUUUUACGGACCACAGAACUGUACUCCCCUCAGCUGGGUACCAAAGAUGAAGAUCCUCACACCAGUGAUCUCGUGGGGGGCCUGAUGACGGAUGGCUUGAGAAGGUUGUCAGGAAAUGAGUAUGUGUUCACUAAGAUUCAAGACGUUCUUUCUAGUAGUGACCGUGAAGAUGACAAAUGCUCAGCAGCCCUCGAGAUUCCACAAUUAACCACCCUUCCUGCCCCAUCCGUUUGCUCAGACGUGCACCAGAGUCACAGUCACCUUUCGAUGCCAAUAACUAUCAGUGAUGUCCCCCCUUCAAUCGCUCAAUUACUCGAUAACGAGGAAAGCUGGGAGUUCAACAUUUUUGAAUUGGAAGCUGUGACACACAAAAGGCCGUUGGUUUACCUGGGCUUAAAGGUCUUUUCCCGGUUUGGAGUAUGUGAAUUUUUACACUGUUCUGAAACUACUCUUCGGGCCUGGCUCCAAGUGAUUGAAGCCAACUACCACUCCUCCAAUGCGUAUCACAACUCCACCCACGCCGCUGACGUCCUGCACGCCACGGCCUUCUUCCUCGGAAAGGAAAGAGUGAAGGGAAGCCUCGAUCAGCUAGAUGAGGUGGCUGCCCUGAUUGCAGCCACAGUCCAUGACGUGGACCACCCGGGAAGGACCAACUCUUUCCUGUGCAACGCAGGCAGUGAACUCGCUGUGCUCUACAAUGACACCGCUGUCCUGGAGAGUCACCACACAGCCCUAGCCUUCCAGCUCACGGUCAAGGACAACAAAUGCAACAUCUUCAAGAACAUUGACAGGAACCAUUAUCGAACACUGCGCCAAGCUAUUAUUGACAUGGUUCUGGCAACGGAGAUGACAAAACACUUUGAACAUGUGAACAAAUUUGUGAACAGCAUCAAUAAGCCAAUGGCAGCUGAGGUUGAAGGUGGCGACUGUGACUGCAACCCUAUUGGGAAAAACUUUCCUGAAAACCAAAUCCUGAUCAAGCGCAUGAUGAUUAAGUGUGCUGACGUGGCCAACCCAUGCCGCCCCCUGGACCUGUGUAUUGAAUGGGCCGGGAGGAUCUCUGAGGAGUACUUUGCACAGACCGAUGAAGAGAAGAGACAGGGGCUACCUGUGGUGAUGCCGGUGUUUGACCGGAAUACCUGUAGCAUCCCCAAGUCCCAAAUCUCCUUCAUUGACUACUUCAUAACAGACAUGUUUGAUGCUUGGGAUGCCUUUGCACACCUGCCAGCCCUGAUGCAGCAUUUAGCUGAUAACUACAAACACUGGAAGACACUAGAUGACCUAAAAUGCAAAAGUCUGAGGCUUCCAUCUGACAGCUAAAGCCAAGACAGAGAAGGAGACCUCUUCAUCUACAAAGAGCACCGUGAAUCACAGUAGUGUAAACAGGAGGCUUUCCUUUAUAAUGAACAUGACAGGCAUAGGCUAAGGAGCUAAUGUUUAAUAUCUGACCUUGAAAUCAUUCAAGUUCCCAAAUUUCAUUUUUAGGAAAUUAUGUUUCAUGAAGAAAAAUCUCUGUUCUUUUGCACAAUAACUUAGUGACAGAACAAACAUAUGGCAAGACCCUUUGCCCUGCUCUCAUCCUGUGUGCCCUCAUCAAACCAUGGAGUUGAUUCACGGUAACUAGCAGGACACAAGCAGCAAAGACUUGGUGCCCAUGAACCCAUCUCCGUGAAUGAUGACCAUGUAGCGUGGCUAGUGAUUAGCUCAUCUUUUAUCAUGAAAGUCACCAUCACUAUUUAGCUUGACUAUUUUCCUCAAGAGCAGCCAUCUGAAAGAGUUAGAAGAAUAUCUAAGGGGAAAAAUAAAAACACACAAAAAUGAGCAAAACACCUAGGACCAAAUUACCACUUAGCUUCAGAGCUUCCAUGGCUGGUGGUUCUUCUGAUCGAUGGUGUGGCACCAAGUUAGAACACAGCCUUGGCCUGGUGAGUGCUCUCUCCAGACUGGUAAGCAGCAGCCCGUGUAGCCCUCUUUCCUGCAAAGGGGAUUCUUUUCAGCAGAAAGCCAUCCAUGAUGGGGAAGGGAGUGACAUCCCAUUUUGGGGGAAUCCAUGAGCUUUUCCCUUACUUCUGGUUUACAGAGGCAGUCACAAGGCACUAUACUGAGUGUUAUAUAAAAAAGCCAUUAAAUCUGAAUGCCCUGGACAAGCUUUUUUAAAAAAAAUUUAUAUAUACAUUUGCUGUUCAAAAUUUUUAUUAAAGCAAUCUAAAUUUUCUGGGUAUAAGUCCACAGAGUAUAUUGUACCAUAUACCAUCUAUACGUAUAUAUGUGAGGAGGAGUUAGAGGAAGUUUCAAAGUUGUGAUGUUUUUAACCUAUCUAUAUUUAAGAUCAUGCCAUUUUGCUUUAUGACGUUUAAAAAAGGGGGUUGCAAGAUGUGUAAAUAUAUCAGAAAGUAGGCAUAUGGGGAAGCCGUACAUACUAUUUUAAGCUACUAACUGUAUGCUAAAAGCUUCUAAAGCACAAGUGCAUAUUUUUAUACAGCUCUUUUCACAACUUUCUGUGAUCUACAUGAAGUCAGACUUGAGAUUUUCCUUUCUCUUUUACCAGCCAGCCCUUCUCCAUGUAUUAUAAAUAUUAGAAACUCAGUAAACAAAAUGUUUGUUUUUCUCUCAAAUUCUCUGUACUCCAUGCUGCAUUUCUAAGAGGCAUAAACAGCAUCUAAACUAACUGAACCAGUAGUUAGUUACUUUUUUCAAAUGAAAACUGGAAUGCAGAAACACUUGGAACUAAUACAUGGGAAGGAAAAAAAUGUCUUAUCACUACAUAAUGUGCCAACGUUUUUUUCUAUGUUUUGUACCCAAAAAAAUCGAAACAUCUAUGACAGUUCCAUGCAAAGAAAUGUAUCUAAAUUAUUUUGUUAGAUGGUAUGAGAACUUGCUUGGUCAGGACAGCAGCUAGCUUUGUAUUGUAAUGCUUCAUUAUGUAAAUGUGCUGAAAAUGUUUUUGUGAAGUAAUUGUAAACUAAAUUCCUACAGCCAUUUUUCAUUCCCAACAGCUGUUUUAUUUUAUUCCUUUGCCCUAAAGUUUUCAUAAUUUUA
Molecule: messenger RNA, 4946 nt
Organism: Phacochoerus africanus (Common warthog)
Lineage: Eukaryota; Metazoa; Chordata; Mammalia; Artiodactyla; Suidae
Gene: PDE8B
Product: phosphodiesterase 8B
Exons: 22
Coding region: 468-3227 (919 amino acids)
Biological process (GO): signal transduction
Molecular function (GO): 3',5'-cyclic-AMP phosphodiesterase activity
Source: RefSeq, a predicted model, not a curated record